Messenger RNA from Patiria miniata (bat star), 450 nucleotides. RefSeq names its product alpha-N-acetylgalactosamine-specific lectin-like. Lineage: Eukaryota; Metazoa; Echinodermata; Asteroidea; Valvatida; Asterinidae. Bases 1 to 450 code for a protein of 149 amino acids. The transcript has a single exon. The record is from RefSeq and is a predicted model, not a curated record.
AUGGAAUGCUCUUGCCCGCCACAGUGGCAAUUGUGGGGAAAAGAGUGUUAUCGCCUCACUCCUCGGGUGGCGCAAACUUGGGAUCAGGCCAAGUCGGCUUGCCGAGACUUAGGUGGCAAGAUGGCUUCUCCUCGAUCGCUGGAGGAAAUGAACUUCAUGACAGAUAUGGCACGGGAGAUGGACGACACUGGCGACUACUUCGUCUGGAUUGCUUGUAAUGACAGGGAAGUUGAAGGAAUUUGGGAGUGUGACGGUCAGGAAGGAAUUGAGCCCUUCCUGGAAUGGGAUAUGGGGCAACCAGAUAACAAUGGCAAUCAAGAUUGCGUUAAUAUGGCCGAAAGACAUAAUGACAGAAUGGAUGACGCUGGCUGUGAGAGUACGUGGCCCCAUAUGGCUUUUUGCAUUCGUCGAGCUGCUUGCACUUACGGCCUCAUCCAGCUCCGUCACUAA